UCCACAAUGGCGGAUAACAAGGACAACGCGGCGACAAGCCAAGAACGCGCCGUAGGCAUCACAACGCUCGUUGCGCCCAAUGUGCCUGGCUUUCGAUGCACGAUCAAGUCUCGCUACACCGAUUUCCUCGUCAAUGAGAUUUCACCGGAGGGCAAAGUGCUGCAUCUCACGGACCUGAAGCCGAAACGCCUGGAGCAGGACAAGGGGAAGAAGCCUGAUGGGAAUGCUGCGGUGCGAUCCAAUGGUGUGGAAAGCGCUGGCGAUGCGAAAGUUGCAGACGAGACGUCCGCAGGCAAACGGAAGGAUCUCGUUGCAACCGCAGACGCCUCCAAACCCGUGUCCAGGCAGGAAGUCAUUGCCGCAAUCGCAGACGCCGAUAAGGAAACCAUCAAAGACAUCUUCGGCGAGGAAAAGACAAACGCAAUCCUGGCCCUCUACGCCAGCGUCCUUCAGCACCCAGAUCGCAAACCACGUGACCACCCCUUAGUCAAAUCAGAUGUCAUCCCGGACAAGGCAAAACGCACCGAAGCGCAUGUCGCCGUCCGUCGCAUCUUCUCUUCCAAACUCGAAACAGCAACAAUGCCGGAGACGCCUGGUGUGAUUUCCAUCAAAGCCGCAUCGACCAGAGGACCUAGUGGCGCGCGCGCUCCGAUAAAUGUGGACGGCAGCGGCGCUUUCCAGAAGGGCAAGAUUGGAUGGAAUGAGCUGGGUGGCGAGUACUUGCAUUUCUCGCUGUACAAGGAGAACAAAGAUACGAUGGAGGUGCUGUAUCACAUUGCUUCGAGGCUAAAGGUGCCCGUGAAAAAUUUCCAGUUUGCGGGGACCAAGGAUCGUCGGGCGGUGACGGUGCAGCGUGUGGCGAUUUUCCGGGUGCAUGCUGAAAGAAUUGCGGAGGUGAAUAAGACGGCAAGGGGGUGGAGAGUUGGAGACUUCGAGUAUAAGAAGCAUGGGUUGGAGCUGGGAGAGUUGAAGGGGAAUGAGUUUCUGUUGACGCUAAGGGACUGCAUCUUCGAUGGGGAGGAGGCCUUGGCUCACGAGCAGCGAUUGGACCUGGCGCGGAACGUGUUGGAGCAGGCGACGAAGACAUUCGCGGAGACGGGCUUCCUGAACUACUACGGCCUUCAGCGAUUUGGGUCUUUUGUCACUGGCACGCACGUCACUGGACAGAAGAUCUUGAACGGGGAUCUCGAAGGGGCCAUCAACUCCAUCCUACAUGUCCCCGAGCAUCUGCUUGAGGAGCAAUUCACCGCCGAGAUGGACGGGAAGAAGAUCCCUCAAGACGACCUUGACCGCGCGCAAGCCAUCAAGCUGUGGCGAGACGGGAAGGGGAAAGAGGCCAUGCAGAAAAUCCCGAAGAGGUUCCAGGGUGAAGCCUCCAUCAUCCAAUACUUGAGCAAGAAGGAUAAGAAGAACGGGAAGCUGAUGCAAGAGAACGACUGGCAAGGCGCGCUGACGCAGAUUCCUCGCAACUUGCGCCUCAUGUAUGUGCAUGCGUACCAGAGCUUCAUCUGGAACACCGCUGCGGGCAAGAGAUGGGAGCUGUUCGGAAAGAAAGUGGUGGAGGGAGAUCUAGUCAUCGUGGGCGAGAAGGAUGACAUGGCCGAUGCAGCCAAAGACGAAGUCGACGAAGACGGCGAGCCCAUCUUCCAUCCGGCAGAAGACGACAGCGCGCCCUCAGCGGAGGAAAAGUUCACGCGGGCGCGCCCAUUGAGCAAGGAGGAGGCGGAGAGCGGCAAAUUCGACCUCUUUGAUGUGGUCUUGCCACUUCCGGGCUAUGAUGUGAUGUACCCCGGCAACGAGCUGGGCAAAUUCUACGAAGAGUUCAUGGCUUCCGAAGCUGGUGGGAACAUCAACGCGCAUAGCAUGCGUCGCUCCUGGAAGGACAUCUCCAUGUCCGGAGCGUACAGGAAACUGAUGGCUCGGCCGGGGAAGGCGCUGUCGUUUGAAGUGAAGAGCUAUGUUGAGAACGAAGAGCAGAUGGUCGAGACGGAUUUGGAGAGGAUUCAGAAGCUUGAGGGUGGGGAGGGUGGUUCCAACGGCAAGGCUGAGCCUUCUUCGGAGGGCCCUGCGGCGGGAAUGAAGAAGAUUGCGGUCGUGUUGAAGUUGCAGUUGGGAAGCAGCCAGUAUGCGACGAUGGCGUUGAGGGAGCUGACCAAGGGGUACGCGGGGAGUUUUCAGCCAGAGUUCCUGAGCAGGUAG
Messenger RNA from Neohortaea acidophila, 2199 nucleotides. Its product is annotated as pseudouridine synthase. Gene Ontology annotation, cellular component: nucleus. Gene Ontology annotation, biological process: pseudouridine synthesis. The annotation marks the transcript as partial. The transcript is spliced from 2 exons. The record is from RefSeq and is a predicted model, not a curated record. Lineage: Eukaryota; Fungi; Ascomycota; Dothideomycetes; Mycosphaerellales; Teratosphaeriaceae. Gene Ontology annotation, molecular function: pseudouridine synthase activity; RNA binding.